AUGAGACUCGCCUUUGCUACUACUACUUCCUCGUCAACAUCGAGUCAUUUAACUUUGGUUUUGGGUUGUUUAUUUAUGACCAUGGCCGUCGUGUCGAAUCAAGCCGCGGCGCAACAAGCUCCGGCUGGUUGUACCGCUGCAAAUGUAUUCACUCAAUGCUUACAGAACGAACAGGACUACUUGAAAACAUGCAAAGAUCAAGAUUUUGCAUGCUUGUGCAAAUGGAACACUGCUAAGCUGUCAUGCUGGGAUAACUGCCCGAACGACCCUGCUCGUGCAACGCAGGCUGGACUCGUCUCAAACUAUUGUGCAAUCGCUGGAGCCAACGCGCCGACGGCAUUCCAAGCCGCACUUUUCGUACGUAACUGGGAAUUCGUUCCCUUCUUUGAUGCCGGUGGAGUACUGUAA
Messenger RNA from Zychaea mexicana, 408 nucleotides. RefSeq lists its product as uncharacterized. Bases 1 to 408 code for a protein of 135 amino acids. The transcript has 5 exons. The record is from RefSeq and is a predicted model, not a curated record. NCBI's taxonomy places the organism in Eukaryota, Fungi, Mucoromycota, Mucoromycetes, Mucorales, Lichtheimiaceae.